Exserohilum turcica Et28A is the source of this 681-nucleotide messenger RNA. RefSeq lists its product as uncharacterized. The coding region runs from base 1 to 642 and encodes 213 amino acids. The record is from RefSeq and is a predicted model, not a curated record. The transcript has a single exon. Lineage: Eukaryota; Fungi; Ascomycota; Dothideomycetes; Pleosporales; Pleosporaceae.
AUGGCUUCCAAACUCCAUCUCUACCACACCCCAGGCUCCUGCUCGCUAGCCACACACAUCGCACUCAACGCUGCAUCCCUCAACUUCGAGGCCACAAAUCUCAAUGCUGCACGGGGCUUCCCCGAGUCCCAGCUACAUCUCAACCCCAAGGGCCGCGUCCCAAUCUUGGAAGUGGAUGGCGAGUUGAUCACCGAAACACCUGCUAUUCUUACCACUAUAUCUGCUCUGUGCCCUGAGAAGAAUCUGCUGGGAAAGGGCGUAAUAGAGCAGGCAAGAGCUCAAGAGUGGAUGGUGUGGCUGUGCGGAACACUGCAUGGCCAGGCAUUUGGAUGCGUAUUUCGACCUGCGCGCUUUGUCAAAGAUGAAACAAUGUAUGAUGGCGUACGUUCAAAAGGACGAGACCAUGUCAAAGAGUGUUUCGAGUAUAUUGAGAAAAGGCUGGAGGGGAGGAACUGGGCGGUUGGGAACGACUUUACCGCCGUCGAUGCGUAUCUGCUCGUGUUUUACCUGUGGGGAAACCUACUGAAAAUGGAAAUGCGGCAUAACUACCCCAGCUAUGCGGAUCUGAUGGAUAAUGUCAUAAAACAGGAAGAUGUGAAAAAGACCAUUGGAAUCGAAUGCAUAAGCCCCCUGAAUGAGUGAGUAGAUCAAGCAAGGGCGUAUGAAAUCAGGCAGAGAAAG